Molecule: messenger RNA, 2907 nt
Organism: Pogona vitticeps (central bearded dragon)
Lineage: Eukaryota; Metazoa; Chordata; Lepidosauria; Squamata; Agamidae
Source: RefSeq, a predicted model, not a curated record
CUAGAAAUUAAGGGCUGGCGUGCCUUGCCGGGAGCUGAUCUGCUGAAUGAACCCGCGGAAGGCUGGCUGAGAGCUGUCAAGACACAUGGCCUUUGCCACGCAGCUGGCUCUGGUGAGGACCGCCGUUUUGCUCCUUUCUCUCCACUCAUCAGGAGAGAUGCCAUUAAUGCCCAAAAUUGACUAUUGUGUCAGUUUUUGGGCUAAAAACAUUACGUGCUAUUGGGAUCUUCUGCCAGAGACACAUUCCCCCAUAACGUACACCCUCCAUAUUACAGAAGAGUCUGGCCGAUGCCGGCAAGAUUUUGGCCGUCCCAGCCGGUGCGUUGCCAGGUGGGGAGAGCGCUCCUGCGGCGUUCCCGUGGAGAAUCUAUUUGCUUUCUACAAAAUCCAGCUCACCGCAGAGAGCCAGGGGGUCCAAGUCCGCUCUCUGGAAAAAUGCAUUCAAGGGAUGGCUGUCGUAAAACUGAGCCCACCGACGGUGAACGCCCUCCUGGCAAACCAGAGUCGCUGCUUUCAGCUGGAAUGGAGCCUCCCGGGUGACGAAGUGGUGUCUGUCUCGGAGGCCCAGUACGAGAUCCAGUACCGUGAUGUGGCCGAGAAGUCCUGGGCGCAGGUCAAUUUUACAGCAGCUGAGAAUGGGCAGGCCUUUGCCAAUGUCUGUGGAGUUUACCCCUUCACCAACUACUCCGUCCGGGUACGAGCCAAAUACCUCCUCAGCCAUUCCCUCCAAGGUGAUGGGAAUCCCUUCUGGAGCAACUGGAGCCCAGAGAGAUAUGUGAGAACCCUGCCUGCAGUUCCCUCCCGAGGACCGGCGCUCUGGAGGAAGUUCGGAAUCUCCGGUGCCGAUGGGAAGAGAGAUGUCAUCCUCAUGUGGAAGCCCUUAAAACCAAAGGAAGCCAACGGCGAGAUCUUGAUCUACUCUCUCUUCUCUCAGCGAAAGGGGGAGUCUGCUGGUCCACAGUGUCUCACUCAAGAGUUGCAGUGCACUCUCCGACUCCUGAUGGGAGUGGGUUAUACUUUCUCCAUUACCGCAAGAAACAUAGCAGGUGUAUCCCCUGUUACCAGUCUCAUUGUCCUACCAUCUGAUGGCCAGGAAGAACUAUCCUCCACGUUCCCAGUUCUCGCGUCUCCAGCAACUGACCACAGCUUCCUCUUGCGGUGGUCCCUGCCUCAUUUCCCGGCGAUCAGAUAUGUUUUUGAAUGGGGCCGGUUACCCAGGAAAAAGGGUGAAGACGUUUUCUGGCAUGAUCACUCCGGGAACACCAACCACAUGGUAAUUGCAGCUUUACAGAUUCAGUUGUCUUUCUCUGCAGAGGCAAUCAUGCCAGGAAAUCUGUACAGCCUUAAGGUCUUUGUUCUCAUACAUGGCAACGUCUGGGCCUCCGGUUCUACCAGUGGUUAUUCAAAGCAGACGGCUCCACUUCGUCUACCGACUUUAUAUCCAUCCCAGAUCUGGAAAACCGAGGUGGCAUUGCAGUGGGAGAUGCUCCCACUGGAGGAACGGGGUGGCGUGAUCAGAAACUACACCCUAUGUUACAAGGAAGAGGGGGAGAAUGAGCGGGCCGUGAUUUUGGACAGCUCCAUCCAGCGCUAUGUCAUUAGGGGCCUGGCCCCCGCCUCGAUCGUGCACGUCUACCUCAUGGUGGCCACCGAAGGAGGGAGCACUCGGGGAUCUGUGCUGUCCGUCCGCACCAAGAGUGAUGAACACGGCAAAGCCGAAGUCUUGAUCUUGGCAUUUUCUGUUGGGUUCCUCCUCCUCUUUGGAUCGUUGGCCUGCGUCUACAGAUAUCGAUGGCUUCAGAAAUACCUGUGGCCAAAAGUUCCAGACCCAGGAAAAAGCAACAUCGCUACCUGGAUGCCACCGAAAAUGUGUCUGGACUUCCCCUCUCCUUGCACCAAGAAAUGGAGUCAAGAUUAUCUCCAUAUGACCAUCCGUGACCUCUUGAGGGUCCACCCAUCCCAAGAGGGUGAGACAGACUCAAAAAUGUUUGCAGAAAAACGGUGGAUGGUGGAGGUUCCUGCCACUUUCUGGAAGAUCAGCCCUAUGCUAGGUAGCGAGGAUCCCUCAUGGAGGGAUGGAGACCUGCCCCAGAAAGGCCUGCCUUCUAGCAACGAGGUGGACUACUCAAAGGGAGCUGAAGGAAGGCCCUCCAAAAUUUCACAAGUAAACUAGCAGAGAAUUGGUUUCAAGAUAACAUUUGUAGAUAGUGGGAGGUUCUUUUCCCUUUCUUGUAACACGAGGAGUCUGUGGAGUCAUCUGCAGAACUUGAAACCUCAGAGCAGACUGAACGAAGAGCUCCUUUGCGCAGGGCGUGGAUAAACUGUGGAACUCACUGCCGCAAGAUGAAUUGACAAUGGCCUGCAGGGCUGCCUCUCAGAUAAAUUCAGACCCAGUUGGACUAAAAGCCAUUAAAAGCACCUUAUUCAACCCAAGCUGCUGAAUAACAGCUCAGAUCUAAGAUCUUGCAAAAGGCUUCGCUUUGGUCUAGCAUGCACGGCUUUUGGACUAUGCCAGCAAAUUUCUGCAAAUAACUCGAGCAACACCAACCCCAUCAGGACAAGGAGCCAAAGUUUCUCAAAAGGUGUUGGAAGAGGUAGAUCUGGUUGGGGAAAACCUACCACCUCUAUCUUUUGUCGUCAUUUUGUGAGACAGCCUCUUGGAUGUCAUGAGUUAACUGGGUGAUGAAACCUCCUUGUUGAGUAUCCAUUACAAUACUGUUUUUUUAAAAAAUAUGUGGUAUUUGAGCUAAGCUUCCCUUUCAGCUGUAGGUUUACCAGUCAGAGGUGAGGAAAAGAGAUCACUCUAUAAGGCUUACUUAAACACUGAUUAAAAAAAAAAGACUUCUAGAAAUUUGCAUGGUUUCCAGUUGCAACUGGACAGUUCUGUGUAUAAAAGCUGUAUUUUGC